UGUGAGUAGAGUGGAGGAGAGUAUCUAUCAAAAGAGGUCAACAUCAACGACAAAAUGUUGACUAACCAACAAAACAAAUCAGCAUACAUUACUCUCAUCAACAGCACACUCUUUUUCGUCGCUCCCAGCAUCCAUCUUUCUGGGGUGAUACAAGUAAUUUACAUAAUUAAAGGGAAUUGGGGUUUGUUUCAGUAAUUACAUUUGAGGGUUUGAAUAUUCUGGAAUGGCUCCGUGUAUAUCGCCUUGUAUUGCACAUUGUGAAUCUCGAAAUCCGUUGGGGGUUUUAGCUUUUCUUAGAGGGGGGAGUUUAGUUGAUAAUCGAUCGAGAACGGUUAGCUGCUACAGAAAAAUAUGUGAUGAAAGAAAUGGGGUUAGGUGUUCAGCUAAUUCUCCGGGGGUGAAUCGAUAUGAAAGUAAAGACCCGUUUCUUAAUUUACACCCGGAAAUUACUAUGCUUAGAGGUGAGGGUACUAAGCCCUUGACUAAUCCUAGACAGGAUAGUCCGGACGGAAGUGAUACUAAGAGUUCAAGAGAUUCGUUGAGCUCGAGUGGUUAUAAUGCAGCCAGGAUAAAAGUUGUUGGUGUUGGAGGAGGGGGGUCAAAUGCAGUAAAUCGUAUGAUUGAGAGUGCGAUGAAGGGUGUAGAGUUCUGGAUAGUUAAUACUGAUAUUCAGGCAAUGAGGACGUCUCCUGUAUAUGUUGAGCAGCGGUUGCAGAUUGGACAAGAUCUCACCCGGGGGCUUGGUGCUGGGGGGAACCCUGAUAUUGGUAUGAAUGCUGCAAAAGAGAGCAGGGAAGCUAUUGAAGAAGCAAUUGAUGGUGCAGACAUGGUUUUUGUUACCGCUGGUAUGGGUGGAGGCACAGGUACUGGUGGUGCUCCUGUGAUUGCAGGGAUAGCAAAGUCAAUGGGAGUUUUGACCGUUGGUAUUGUUACAACCCCCUUUACUUUUGAAGGACGGCGAAGAGCAGUUCAAGCCCAGGAAGGCAUUGCAGCUUUAAGAGAGAAUGUUGAUACAUUGAUUGUCAUUCCAAAUGACAAGUUAUUGGAAGCAGUGUCUCCAUCUACCCCAGUAACAGAAGCAUUUAAUUUGGCCGAUGAUAUACUCAGACAAGGUGUUCGUGGUAUUUCAGACAUUAUCACGGUUCCUGGCCUAGUUAAUGUGGAUUUUGCUGAUGUGCGGGCUAUUAUGGCAAGUGCUGGUUCAUCAUUAAUGGGGAUCGGAACUGCAACGGGGAAAUCAAGGGCAAGAGAUGCUGCAUUGAAUGCCAUUCAAUCACCUCUGCUAGAUAUUGGUAUUGAGAGGGCUACUGGAAUUGUUUGGAAUAUAACUGGUGGCAGUGAUUUGACAUUGUUUGAGGUAAAUGCUGCAGCUGAAGUUAUAUAUGAUCUUGUGGAUCCCAGUGCAAACCUAAUAUUUGGUGCAGUCAUUGAUCCAUCACUAAGUGGUCAAGUAAGUAUAACCUUAAUCGCCACUGGGUUCAAAAGGCAAGAAGAAGGUGAUGGAAGGCCUGUCCAGGCUGGUCAACUAGCUCAGCGAGAUGUCACACCUGGAAUUAACCGCCGGCCUUCCCCAUUCAGUGAAGGUGGUCUGGUGGAGAUACCAGAGUUUCUGAAGAAGAAAGGACGUUCCCGCUACCCUAGAGCAUGAAUCAGUCUUUGCUAUCCCUUGUAAACUAACCUCCACCUCUCUAGGGACCUAUGGCAUUUAGCUCUUAAGGUUCGGGAUUUUCCGUCAUAAUUCAGAGGUCUUUCUUAGCUGAAAGAACAUAGUGUCUUGCCAAUCCUGAUCACCUUAUAAACUAUAUUGAUAUGUGUUACUGGCUUGUACAGAAUAAAUGUGCCACGCCACUCUUAUACCGUUUGUUGUAGAAUGUAUUAGGUGAUAAUUAAGGCGAAAAGAUAUUAUAGAUGGUUGUAUUAUUGUUUGGCCUCUUCAGCCUCUUGGAAACAAUGCAGCCCAUGUCUUUGGUGCGAGUAAUGUUAACGUAAGAAAAUGCAGGGUCUUUAUAUA
Messenger RNA from Daucus carota subsp. sativus, 2011 nucleotides. RefSeq names its product cell division protein FtsZ homolog 2-1, chloroplastic. The coding region runs from base 224 to 1648 and encodes 474 amino acids. The transcript has 8 exons. Gene Ontology annotation, cellular component: cytoplasm; chloroplast. Lineage: Eukaryota; Viridiplantae; Streptophyta; Magnoliopsida; Apiales; Apiaceae. The record is from RefSeq and is a predicted model, not a curated record. Gene Ontology annotation, molecular function: GTPase activity; GTP binding. Gene Ontology annotation, biological process: chloroplast fission.